Closterium sp. Naga37s-1 is the source of this 916-nucleotide messenger RNA. Lineage: Eukaryota; Viridiplantae; Streptophyta; Zygnematophyceae; Desmidiales; Closteriaceae. The record is from the annotation of a GenBank genome assembly.
GCAGACGCGGUGCCGUGCCCGGUUCAGAGACAUCCGGCCGGCGCAGCUGGAACGGCAGAAUCUGUAGGAGUCACUUCCCCUGAGACCAACAAAUGGCGUCGUCUGGGAUGGCUUCUGGCCGCGGGUGGAAUCGCCACUCUUCCGACAUUCGUCAGCACUUCCGAAUCAAUCGCCCUUUCGGAAGCCUCAUCAGAGGAAAGUAGUGCGGGGAAGUCUGAUGCCGGAGGACCAGAUGGGUCGUUCAAACCUCAGAUCGUCUUCGUCCUUGGUGGUCCUGGGAGUGGCAAGGGAACUCAAUGCGCGAAGAUUGUCGAGGAAUACGGAUUCACCCAUCUGAGCGCUGGCGAUCUUUUACGUGCUGAGAUCAAGUCUGGAUCUUCUCACGGAAACAUGAUUCAGAACAUGAUUAAGGAUGGAAAGAUUGUUCCGGCCGAGGUCACUGUUGGUCUGCUUCAGAAAGCAAUGAAGGAGAGUGGGAAUAAUAAGUUCCUCAUUGAUGGGUUUCCUCGGAACAACGAUAACAGGACAGUCUUUGAAAACCAGACUGGCAUCGAUCCUGAGUUCAUUCUCUUCUUUGAUUGCCCUGAGGACGUGAUGGUCAAGCGUCUUCUUGGAAGAAACCAGGGCCGUAUUGACGAUAACAUGGAUACCAUCAAAAAGAGAUUCCGGGUUUUCUUGGACCAGAGUGUUCCAGUUGUGAAUCAUUAUGACUUGCGCGGCAAAGUGCGAAAGGUUGAUGCCACCCGUUCCCCCGACGAAGUGUUCCAAGCAGUUUCUCCUCUUUUCACCAAGUUCCGUGAGGGUGAUUUGCUUGACAGCACGAAGGCCUUGCUGAAUGCCAUUGACACUGGAGAUUACAAGACGUACUCCAACCUCUCAGACGAACACCUUUCUGCCUUUGAGCCUGAAGCACAAG